CGCUGGGCCGCAGGGAGCCGAGUCAGCGUAGGGCCCCCGCCCCAUCACUCCUGGGCUCCCCUGCCUCUGAGCACCCACCUAGCUCUUAGCCAUUCCGGGGGCAGCCACGGGCUCCUGGGGGCCCUGGAGAUGCCCGAGGGCCUCUCGUCUACCGUCCCCAGCGGGACCUAGCUCGACUCAGCCACAGCUGCAGCGGGGGUGGCCAUGGUGGGGCAGUGGCCGUCCCUGGCCCUGGCCCUGGCGGUCACCAAGAUCUCGCUGAUCCUGCUGGUGCUGCCGGCGCCCUCGUGGGCCGUGGUGCGGGCCAUUCUAGAUGAAAAUGCCAGCACAGUGGAUUUCGCGGACUUGCCCGCCCUCUUCGGGGUCCCGCUGGCGCCCGAGGGUCUCCGGGGUUACCUGAUGGAGGCCAAGCCGCCCAACGCGUGCCAGCCCAUCGAGGGCCCGCGACCCAGCAACAGCUCGCUGGGGGCCAUCGUCCUGAUCCGCCGUUACGACUGCACGUUCGACCUGAAGGUGCUCCACGCCCAGCGCGCCGGCUUCGAGGCCGCCAUCGUGCACAACGUGCGCUCGGACGACCUGGUGCACAUGGCGCACGUCUACGAGGACCUGCGGAGCCAGAUCGCGAUCCCGUCCGUGUUCGUGGGCGAGGCCGCCUCCCAGGACCUGCGGGUCAUCGUGCGCUGCGACAAGUCGGUCCACGUGCUCCUGCUGCCCGACGCCCCACCGUGCACCGACCUGGACUGCCACCCGGUGCUGGCCACCUCGUGGGCGCUGGGCCGCGCGCUGGUGCUGCUGACCUCCACCGCGCUGGUGCUGCGCCGCGUGUGGCACUGGCUGUGCUCCUGGUGGGGGCGCGGCCCCCGGGUCAAGGAGCCCGCCCCGGCCCGACAGAAGGCCCAGGUGCAAAUCUUCACGAGGAGCCACGACCUGUGUGCCAUCUGCCUGGACGAGUACGAAGAGGGCGACCCCCUCAAGAUCCUGCCCUGCUCCCACGCCUACCACUGCAAGUGCAUCGACCCGUGGCUGGCGCACGCCGCGCGCCGCACCUGCCCCGUGUGCAAGCAGUCGGUGGCGGGCUCCGAGGACAGCUCCAACUCGAACGCCGAGAGCGGCGGCGACGACGAUGACCCCUCCCUGCCCGGCCACCAGCCGCCCCUCUGGGCGGUGCAGGCGCGGCUGCGCGCCCGCAGGCUCGAGCUGUUGACCCGCAGAGGCGUCCGCCGCCACUGCAGCGCCGUAUCCGUGAGGGGGGCCUGGGAAAGGGCCCCGACACCCCACUGA
Molecule: messenger RNA, 1281 nt
Organism: Echinops telfairi (small Madagascar hedgehog)
Lineage: Eukaryota; Metazoa; Chordata; Mammalia; Afrosoricida; Tenrecidae
Gene: ZNRF4
Product: zinc and ring finger 4
Exons: 1
Coding region: 205-1281 (358 amino acids)
Biological process (GO): positive regulation of DNA-templated transcription; protein ubiquitination; ubiquitin-dependent protein catabolic process
Cellular component (GO): cytoplasm; nucleoplasm
Molecular function (GO): zinc ion binding; ubiquitin protein ligase activity
Source: RefSeq, a predicted model, not a curated record